Messenger RNA from Oncorhynchus keta (chum salmon), 1004 nucleotides. RefSeq lists its product as uncharacterized. The record is from RefSeq and is a predicted model, not a curated record. Lineage: Eukaryota; Metazoa; Chordata; Actinopteri; Salmoniformes; Salmonidae. The transcript has 6 exons. Bases 99 to 1004 code for a protein of 301 amino acids.
AGGAUGGAACUGCUUUCCAUACAGCACAACAUGGUACUAAUUACAGGUUGAUACCUGUACUAUAUCUACUUAUACAACAUGGUACUAAUUACAGGUCGAUGCCUGUACUAUAUCUACUUAUACAACAUGGUACUAAUUACAGGUUGAUACCUGUACGGUAUCUACAUAUACAACAUGGUACUAAUUACAGGUCGAUGCCUGUACUAUAUCUACUUAUACAACAUGGUACUAAUUACAGGUCGAUGCCUGUACUAUAUCUACUUAUACAACAUGGUACUAAUUACAGGUCGAUGCCUGUACUAUAUCUACUUAUACAACAUGGUACUAAUUACAGGUCGAUGCCUGUACUAUAUCUACUUAUACAACAUGGUACUAAUUACAGGUCGAUGCCUGUACUAUAUCUACUUAUACAACAUGGUACUAAUUACAGGUUGAUGCCUGUACGGUAUCUACUUAUACAACAUGGUACUAAUUACAGGUCGAUGCCUGUACUAUAUCUACUUAUACAACAUGGUACUAAUUACAGGUCGAUGCCUGUACUAUAUCUACUUAUACAACAUGGUACUAAUUACAGGUCGAUGCCUGUACUAUAUCUACUUAUACAACAUGGUACUAAUUACAGGUUGAUGCCUGUACGGUAUCUACUUAUACAACAUGGUACUAAUUACAGGUUGAUACCUGUACGGUAUCUACAUAUACAACAUGGUACUAAUUACAGGUCGAUGCCUGUACUAUAUCUACUUAUACAACAUGGUACUAAUUACAGGUCGAUGCCUGUACUAUAUCUACUUAUACAACAUGGUACUAAUUACAGGUCGAUGCCUGUACUAUAUCUACUUAUACAACAUGGUACUAAUUACAGGUUGAUACCUGUACGGUAUCUACUUAUACAACAUGGUACUAAUUACAGGUUGAUACCUGUACGGUAUCUACUUAUACAACAUGGUACUAAUUACAGGUCGAUGCCUGUACUAUAUCUACUUAUACAGAUCUACACUGUUUGA